Molecule: messenger RNA, 576 nt
Organism: Tetrahymena thermophila SB210
Lineage: Eukaryota; Ciliophora; Oligohymenophorea; Hymenostomatida; Tetrahymenidae
Product: transmembrane protein, putative
Exons: 2
Source: RefSeq, a predicted model, not a curated record
AAUAUUUUAAUUCCUGUUUUUCUUUGGAUAACAUAGCAAAUUAUUAAAAUCACAGAAUACAUUAUCAAGUAGAUUAAGCCUGGAUUUAAAGUUGAAGUACUUGAUAAAAUUUUUAUAUCAGAUGCGUAAAUUAAAGGGAGUGAUUCAUAAAUGUCAAUUUUAUAGCCUAAAACUGAUGUUUAUGAGAGGUAAUAUGCCAUUAAAAAUUUAACUAAGAGUUAAUUUUCCCUUUUAAUUUAAUAAUUAGCAAUAGUGAAUUCCCAAAAGCAUCCCAUUGAAAAAGCCUAAUAAAUAAAUAUUGUAUUAAAAUAGCGCAUUUAAAAUAUUCAAAAGAAGCCAUAUAGAAAGAAUAACUAUUAAUAAUAUCUUCUAUCUUUUAUUAUUUGCAGCAAACUUAUACAAAUGAUAAUUGGCUAUAUCAUAAAGUACAAAAGAUAUUCCAAUAAUUAAUAGUUUCACCAAUUCUUAAGUUCUAUAAUCCGUACAGCUAUUUUUAUUUUGAUUUAGUUAUGGAUAGUAUUAAAUGACAGACUUAAAAGCUUUUAUAAUAAUUAUUAGUAAAUAAAUUAGAAAUGA